GGUGGGAUUUGUCGAACCGACAAAACAUGGGACUCCUGUCCCUUGAAGUACAACUUGUCUCUUCCUGAGUAAGGAGAAAGGCAUCUGUAGUGCCUCUCCCAGGGACACAUAGAAGAGAGAAAAGCGAUCAAGAUAAGAGUGGACAGAGGAAUAAGCUAGACAUGUUCACGAAACGGUCCCCUGCCCUCGCUCUGGAAGAGCGCUACCGCCGAGCUGGGGUCCCAAAGCCGGUAGGAUCCACGAUCCACGCUCCUGCCGAAGAGAGGUCCGGUGGCCUUCGAGUCCAGGUGAAUUCAGGGUCAACCCUUCCCGCCGCAGUCCCCUCCUUCCCCCGGGUACCACCUCCUUCCCCGGCCGUCGGUGAGCUCUGUCUUUCUCAGUGCUGCGCUCAGCGCCUUGCAGCUAGUACUGGGGCACGCGGACCACUUGCCUUGCCUCUGAGACUCUCCAGGGUCAUGGGCAGGGUGUCCUUCAGCUUUCGAGUUGGCUCGGUCCGGAGAUCCCGCUCUGCUUGCCAGGGGCUCUGCUACCUCUCCUACAGAGUCCCUCUUCCGCCAGGCGCCGGCGGCACAUCCAGUGGACUCAGCCGCACACCGGCGCUUGGGGAGGCUGCCGGUGGAGCCGUCGGAACCAGCCCCUCUGGGAUCCACGGCUUGCUCUCUGCACCCUCGUUUCAGGCAUCCGGUAGCUGGAAGGACUGCGCGGCAGCCUUGCUUGCCCCAGACGUCUUGGGAGCUGAUGACAAUAACAUGGGAGAUGGCUGCUCACAGAAGCUGGCCACAGCUAAUAUCCUUCGCUUUUUGCUGCUGGUCCUGAUUCCGUGCAUCUGUGCGCUCCUUGUCUUGCUGGUGAUCCUGCUCUCCUUUAUUGGAACAUUAAAAAAGACCUAUGUUAAAUCAAAUGGAAGUGAACCUAUGGUUACUGAUGGUGAAGUUCAAGUGCCUGAUGUUAUUCUGAUAAAUACAAUUUAUAAUGAGAGCACGAUGGUACCUACUGUACAUCCCAACCAACACAUUCCAGCCUGGACUAUGGAUGCUUCUCUCCCUGGGGAUCAAAGUCACAGGAACACAAGUGCCUGCAUGAACAUCACCCACAGCCAAUGUCAGAUGCUGCCUUAUCAUAACACAAUGACACCUCUCAUCUCAGUUAUCAAAAACAUGAAAAUGGAGAAGUUCAUCAAGUUCUUCACAUACCUCCAUCGUCUCAAUUGCUACCAGCACAUCAUGUUAUUUGGCUGUAGCCUCGCCUUCCCUGAAUGCAUCAUUGAUGGAGAUGACAGGCGUGGCCUCCUGCCCUGUAGAUCUUUCUGUGAGGCUGCAAAGGAAGGCUGUGAGUCUGUCCUGGGGAUGGUGAACUCCUCCUGGCCCAAUUUUCUCAAAUGCUCCCAGUUUAAAAACCAAACUGAAAGCAGCAACAUCAGCCGGAUUUGCUUCUCCCCACAGCAGGAAAAUGGAAAGCAAUUGCUCUGCGGAGGAGGUGAGAACUUUCUGUGCACCAGUGGGAUCUGUGUCCCCCAGAAGCUACAGUGUAAUGGCUACAAUGACUGUGAUGACUGGAGUGACGAGGCACAUUGCAACUGCAGUGAGGAUCUGUUUCGCUGUCACACAGGCAAAUGCCUUAAUUAUAGCCUCGUGUGUGAUGGAUAUGAUGACUGUGGGGAUCUGAGCGAUGAGCAAAACUGUGAUUGCAAUCCUACAAAGGAGCAUCGCUGUGGGGAUGGGCGCUGCAUUGUGGCUGAGUGGGUGUGUGAUGGUGACCAUGACUGUGUGGACAGAUCCGACGAGGUCAAUUGCUCCUGUCACAGCCAGGGCCUGGUGGAGUGCAGGAAUGGACAGUGUAUCCCCAGCUCUUUCCAGUGCGAUGGAGACGAGGACUGCAAGGAUGGGAGUGAUGAGGAGAACUGUGGUGACAGUCAGACUCCAUGUCAAGAAGGAGACCAAAGAUGUCUCUACAGUUCCUGCCUUGACUCAUGUGGUGGAAGCUCUCUGUGUGACCCAGACAGCAAUCUAAGUAACUGCAGUCAGUGUGAACCCAUUACCCUGGAACUCUGCAUGAAUUUGCCCUACAACCAUACAAAUUAUCCAAAUUAUCUUGGCCACCAGACUCAAAAGGAAGCAUCCAUCAGCUGGGAGUCCUCGCUCUUUCCAGCACUGGUUCAAACGAACUGUUACAAAUACCUCAUGUUCUUUGCUUGUACCAUUUUGGUACCAAAGUGUGAUGUGAACACAGGCCAGCGCAUCCCCCCCUGCAGAGUACUGUGUGAACACUCCAAAGAACGCUGUGAGUCUGUUCUUGGGAUCGUGGGCUUACAGUGGCCUGAAGACACAGAUUGCAAUCAAUUUCCAGAGGAAAACGCAGACAAUCAAACCUGCCUGAUGCCUGAUGAGGAUGUGGAAGAAUGUUCACCCAGUCACUUUAAAUGCCACUCAGGAAGAUGUGUUCUGGCUUCCAGAAGAUGUGAUGGCCAGGCUGAUUGUGACGAUGACAGUGAUGAAGAAAACUGUGGUUGUAAAGAGAGAGAUCUUUGGGAAUGUCCAUCCAAUAAACAGUGUUUGAAACACACAGUGAUCUGCGAUGGUUUCCCAGACUGCCCUGAUAACAUGGAUGAAAAAAACUGCUCAUUUUGCCAAGAUGAUGAACUGGAAUGUGCCAACCAUGAGUGCGUGUCCCGUGACCUGUGGUGUGACGGAGGAGCAGACUGCUCUGACAGUUCAGAUGAAUGGGACUGUGUGACCCUCUCUAAAAAUGUCAACUCGUCAUUCCUGACUGUCCACAGAUCUGCAGUGGAACACCACGUGUGUGCAGAUGGCUGGCAGGAGACCCUGAGUCAGCUGGCCUGCAGGCAGAUGGGUUUAGGAGAACCAUCUGUGACUGAACUGAUACAAGAACAGGAACAAGACCAGCAGUGGCUGAUGGUGCAGUCCAACUGGACGAGCCUCAAUGGAACCACUUUGCAUGAACUGAUGGUCCACAGGCAAUCUUGUCCAAGCAGAAGAAAGAUCUCUCUUCUGUGUACUAAACAAGACUGUGGGCGCCGGCCUGCUGCCCGCUUGAACAAGAGGAUCCUUGGGGGUCGGACAAGUCGCCCUGGAAGGUGGCCGUGGCAGUGCUCUCUGCAGAGUGAACCCAGUGGACAUAUCUGUGGCUGUGUUCUCAUUGCCAGGAAGUGGGUUCUGACAGUUGCCCACUGUUUAGAGGGGCGAGAGAGCGCUGCUGUGUGGAAGGUGGUGUUUGGCAUCAACAACCUGGACCACCCAUCCGCGUUCACGCAGACACGCUUCGUGAAGACCAUCGUCCUGCAUCCCCGCUACAGUCGAGCAGUGGUGGACUAUGACAUCAGCAUUGUGGAGCUGAGUGAAGACAUCCACGAGACGAGCUAUGUCCGACCUGUCUGCUUACCCAGCCCGGAGCAGUCUCUGGAACCAGAUACAUACUGCUAUAUCACAGGCUGGGGCCACAUGGGCAACAAAAUGCCUUUUAAGCUGCAAGAAGGAGAGGUCCGUAUUAUUUCUCUGGAACAGUGCCAGUCCUACUUUGACAUGAAGACCAUCACCAACCGGAUGAUAUGUGCUGGCUAUGAGUCUGGCACGGUGGACUCAUGCAUGGGUGACAGUGGUGGGCCUCUUGUUUGUGAGCAAUCUGGAGGACUGUGGACUUUAUUUGGUUUAACUUCAUGGGGCUCUGUCUGCUUUUCCAAAGUCCUGGGGCCUGGUGUGUAUAGCAAUGUUUCAUACUUUGUUGAAUGGAUUGAAAAACAAAUAUAUAUCCAUACCUUCCUCCUAAAGUAAUUCCAAGGAUGAUCAGAAACUUUUGCCAGCAACAUUGAAAGAGAAUGGCCUUCUUGACUGUGAAGAGCUUCUUUCAGAGAGCUGUACAGAUAUAUUUUCCAUGGACAGGGAUGCUCACCAUGCACUGCAGAUUUUCAUGUUUGUUUUAAGACCAAUUUUGUUCACCUUUUUUUUUUUUCAAUUUUAUCAUUCUCUAAUUUCGAAUUCCAUGACACGUUUUAAGAAAACAAAUAAAGCAGAACAGGUUUUGUUUUUUUUACCAGGCCUAGUCUUGACUGAAGGAUGAAAUUAACAACUCUGUACAGAUUUAAAAUAAUGCAGGCCUUAGGGUAACAGGUUACAGAAAGUUCUGUUUUAGUCUAUUACAAAAUGGACAUUUAGAUCCAGGCUAACUAUUCUCCUUCAGUUUCUGUUUCUCAAGCACAGUAGCUUAGAGGCAAAUUUUAAUAUUAACAUUGGAGACUGGCUUUUGAUUUAUUAAAAGUCAAGAUCAUUUACAUGUUUAAAUUAUUUACUAUUACUCUUCCAAAGUUUGCUUAAUUCUUAGAGCUUAUGAAAGAUAGAGUUAAAAGACCAAUAGCUGACAUUGUAAGACACUGAAUGCAAAGUUCCCAAGACAGCAAGAUUAACACUUGACAUUAUAGUUUUGCCUAUCCUGGAUUUAAAUCAAGUUUAUAAUUUUAUAGAAAAGUCUUCAUAAAACUUUCCCCAUUGCUAGGGCUUUCCCAGUGCACAUCAGUUGGCUAAUUGAAAUUUCAACAAAUAGGUCAAUAUUCAUGGGAAAUAUUUGUUUUGCUGAUGUGAAAUAAAGUGGAGAUUAAAUUUUAUGAAAGGAGAACCUGCAGUACAUUAUAUAGAUGCAAUGUUUUAAAUAGAAAAUUAAAUUGUACCCCACCCUAAAUUAAAUAUGAAAAUUUAGUUUUCCUGUAUUCAUCCAUACCAAUAAAUUCAAAGAAAUAUAUUUCAAAGCACAGUAAAAUGUUGCAUGCAAUAAAACAUUUUGCAAUUUCCCCCAAUGAUGUCUAACAUUUGGUGUUGCCAUUUCUUCUCAUUAAUAAUUAAACAAAAAUUGAAGGACGCUUUUAAGCACUAGGCCACAUUACGCAAAUGAAUUUUCAAAGCCAUUAGAGGUUUACAGUAUUUUUCUUCACUAAAAAGCUUCAAAACAGAAAUCUUCAUAUAUACCUAAUUUAAUUAGUUAGCCAUCCAUUUUGCAACAUCCAAAUGCCUUUUCAAACAAGUAGGAUUUGCGACUAACCUCCACUAGCACCUGGACUGCCGCAGCAUUCCUAAUAGAGACUACCUACGAUUUUAUAUGUGUACUUUUGUACUCUUUUCUACAUGUAAACACAUUUGAAAUUCAAGAAGUUCUUUUGACAUUUAUUUUUUCAUGUCAUUUAUCUCCUGCUUUGUAGUUUGUCAUAAAUCUAGAGAGAGGGUGAAAUCCAGCAAUUGAUUUGCGGUCACAAUUAUAUGAAAGUUUAAGAACGUGUCAGUUUUAUUAUGGUUGUAGGUACCUACUUAAUGUAACAACUUUUAGCUUUGCUCAACUUAUGUUCAGUGACAUGUACAUAUUGUACUUAUUUUAAAUAAUUAUAAAUACAAAUAAAAUGGUAUUAUCUUU
Molecule: messenger RNA, 5412 nt
Organism: Marmota monax (woodchuck)
Lineage: Eukaryota; Metazoa; Chordata; Mammalia; Rodentia; Sciuridae
Gene: Corin
Product: corin, serine peptidase
Exons: 22
Coding region: 162-3788 (1208 amino acids)
Biological process (GO): regulation of blood pressure; peptide hormone processing; acrosome reaction
Cellular component (GO): membrane
Molecular function (GO): serine-type endopeptidase activity; protein binding
Source: RefSeq, a predicted model, not a curated record